CAGUACUGUCCUUCACUGAGACUGAGAAUACUCUUCUACCAUGGCAGACCCCUAUAACUCCUCCAAUCUCUACAAUAAUGGAUGGAUCAACUUUAUGCCUCUCCGCCCUCACCAUUGCCCUUCAUUGCUCUCUACUGCUACUUCUUUUGCCAACUCCUCCAGAGGAACCCCCUUUAAUUUGAAUAUAUCCAAUCCUCCACACUCCUACGCUUCACAUAAUUUAUUCAUUGACUACAAAUCCUCUAAUAGUCAAAGCCAGAUGCCCUCAUCCAUUAAUGACCAUAUUAAUGUUUCCUCACCUCCUCUCAAAGAAGCUCUUCCUCUACUAAACAACUUAUUAAGCCCUAGAGGGGUCCUAGAAGAGGAACGUGGUCAUGAGCCCUCAAGCGGCAGUCCGAUUACUCCAAGGGAAGAGGAAACCAUGAACAAAUAUGAUGCUGUUCAUGAUGAUGGUGAUGGCGACAAUGACGACGAGAACUUGACUGUAGCCCUACACAUAGGCCUCCCAAGUUCUUCUAAUUCUGGUAAUGUGCAAUCUCAGUUUGCAGAUCAAGAUCAUAUUACGGAAGGAGCGAUCAGUAGUACUAUUAGUCAUGUGGUUUCAUCAGGUAACCCUAUUGUGGCCGUGGACAGACUAAACAAGGGCGGUCAUUACUGGAUUCCCACCCCUGCUCAGAUUCUUAGUGGCCCAACUCAGUUCUCAUGUUCUAUUUGCUCCAAAACUUUCAACAGAUACAAUAACUUGCAGAUGCAUAUGUGGGGGCAUGGUUCUCAAUACAGGAAAGGACCAGACUCCCUAAAGAGAACUCAACCCACAGCCAUGUUAAGACUCCCUUGCUACUGCUGUGAACCAGGUUGCAAGCACAACAUUGAAAACCCUAGAGGUGCAAAGCCACUCAAAGACUUCAGAACUCUUCAGGUACAUUACAAGAGAAAGCACGGUGUCCGGUCCUUCAUGUGCAAACGCUGUGGCAAGGCAUUUGCUGUGAAAGGUGAUUGGAGAACCCAUGAGAAAAAUUGUGGCAAGAUUUGGUACUGCAUUUGUGGCUCUGAUUUUAAGCACAAGAGGUCUCUCAAAGACCACAUCAAGGCCUUUGGUCGUGGCCAUGGAUCGUUCGAUAUUAAGUGUUUCGAAGAAGAAGAUGAACCCGCACCCGAAAUCGAACAUGAAGCUGAGGCUACAAGAUGGUGUACAUUGCAAGGUUAAGAUUGAUGUGUGUGUGCCUUAUCUCUACCUUGAGCUCAUAUGUACCAUCUCCAAAUGGAUA
Messenger RNA from Pyrus x bretschneideri (Chinese white pear), 1268 nucleotides. Its product is annotated as zinc finger protein WIP5-like. The coding region runs from base 41 to 1207 and encodes 388 amino acids. Gene Ontology annotation, biological process: anatomical structure development; regulation of gene expression. Gene Ontology annotation, cellular component: nucleus. The transcript has 2 exons. NCBI's taxonomy places the organism in Eukaryota, Viridiplantae, Streptophyta, Magnoliopsida, Rosales, Rosaceae. The record is from RefSeq and is a predicted model, not a curated record. Gene Ontology annotation, molecular function: DNA-binding transcription factor activity.